AUGGCACAACAAAAUCAAAGAAAAAAUCGACUUGGAUCUCAAUCAUCUAUUCCUAGUCGAUCGUUGGCACAGUCGGAUUCCGGCCAAAAACAAUCAAAUCUAAGCCCAGCCGAACUUUACAUCUAUGAGCAAACACUACGGAACACUGCUGCAAGUAACAAUCCUUUGGAAAAUAUUUCUGCCGCACAUAGAACUACUUUUCCUACGCAUAAUGAACUUAUGAAUGGAUGGCAUCAGGAUAGAAUUAAUCAAAGACUUCAAAAUUCGCCAUAUCAAUAUCAUUUCACAACAGCACCUGCAUCGAAUAAUUCGACACUGAGUAGACUCAAUAGUCAAGCGAAUGCAUCUGACAAUUCAAAGCCCAAUCAGCAGUCUGAUAUGGAUCAUAAAAGAAAACGAUAA
Molecule: messenger RNA, 402 nt
Organism: Rotaria socialis
Lineage: Eukaryota; Metazoa; Rotifera; Eurotatoria; Philodinida; Philodinidae
Source: the annotation of a GenBank genome assembly